AUGGAUCAACCGUUAUUGAGUAUCUUCACCUCUCUUUCUGCUGUAGAUCCCCCAUCGGCUUUCCCCUACAACAAGGGAGGACAUACCGAUACCAUGGACGGAGAUGGAGAUAUGUCUGUCCUCGACUCUCCAGCGGUGGAACUGGAUCCCACGGCACCAGAGCAGUCCGAGAUGGACAAACAAAAGAUAAUCCUCCAGAGUUAUGUCGACUCCCUUCCCUACGAGUGCGAACCCAUCGAGGAGAUGCACGCAAAGCUCGAGGAGAUCGUGAGCAAGAUAGUGAUCUGUGCCAAAUCCCGGAACUGGCUUGUGCUCACUACUUGGGAUGGCAUGCUUCAAUGCUGGCUCCUCAUGCGUUAUCCAAUCCCCAAGACAACGCGUGCCAAGAUGGUGCGGCUGUACUACGAGCUGUGUCUCUUACCGGGCAUAGAACCUCGUGCCAUCCGCAGCUGGGCAGACAUGUUCUCUCGUUUGUUGUCGAGCAACAAGGAUUCAUCAAAGCGCAAGCUCGAUCCUGCAGACCUAGAGCUUCCUUGGCGACCACUGUGGGAUGCCAUGCAGAAGGAAAUCUGGCCGAAGCGCAAGAUGCAGGAUUCAACCCGCAAUGUCGUGAACAUACUUCUAUAUGUCGCGGAGCACAGCAGGAGAUACUAUCCCGCAAGCGAAAUUCCCGCGAUGCUGGACACGUUCCUUCCUCUCCUCACCCAGGACACUGUGCUUACCAUCGUUCCAGUGAUCACCUCCUUCCUUCCACCCACCCACACCUCGACAUACCUUCCUGUUCUAUUCAGGCUGUGGGAAGCUUUCAAUUCGUCUGUCAUCGAUGAACGUAUGCUUGAGCUCGUCGGCGAUCUCUCUGAGGAGCACGUUGCGGGUGUCACGACAGCCUCUGGUGGAACUCGUGAAGGCGGUGCUGAGUGGAAAGAUGUUGGAAUCUGGAGCGAGACGGAUUGGACCAUGUUGGUUGGCAAGAGCCUCGGUAGCAUGAACGUGCCCGUCGGCGCUACACGCGGCGCCAGUACCACCGCUGGUCAUGCAGAUUCCAUGGGUGAUCGUCAAUCUCUCAGGAUCAAGAAGGCGAUCAAUAGAUACCAUGCGCUGGCCAAGCUUUUUGUGUAUUCUAUGGCUGUCGACGGUCCUAUUCGUGAUGCCCCGGGCACGCCGGGGCCUGGACAAUUCAAUGCCAGUUCUCAAUCAGGCUAUCUUGCCGGAUCCAAAGCUCUCGACUCCCUCGACCGACUCAUUACGAGCACGGAAAGCUUCUUCCACCCGAGCAACUCGGGUCCAUGGACACUGGCUCUGACGACCUUCAUCCAACGUUUGACAUCGGAGUUCAGUAAGCGCUGGCACGAAGAAGCACAGGCGAGCUGUGAGACGCCCAUCACCCACCGUCUCACGUUAAGCAUCCGGCGCGCCUUCGUCAAGAUCUUGCGCACACCGGCGUUGUUGGCCAUGUUCUCGAAGGAUCCGAUUUCCAUGUCGUACGCCCAAGGAGCUCUGAAGUACAUGGCCGUACUUGAACCCAGCUUGGUUAUGCCUGAGCUGCUCGAACGUGCUUAUGGUGGCUUGGAGGUGGUCAACGAGACCCACCGUACCACUGCUGUUCUCAGCAUGCUCAGCGGAGUUGCGCUCCCUCUCGUUAAUGAACACGUCUGGCUGGGUGGGCAGAAACACAUAGUGCCUUUGUUGGAACUCUGCAUCCCUGGUAUAGAUCUUAAUGACCCGAUCAAAACCGUCUGCACGACCAUGUUCAUCGUAUCCGCAGUUCAACAUAUCAAGAUUGGCGACCUCUCGAUCCAGCAGUCUGGGCUCGCUCUAUCGAGCGAUGCUCCAGCAGAGGACAUGAUGGACGUUGAUUCCACCGAGAAGCUGCCAGAAGCGAGUGAGAAUACCGCCGUAUUCAGCAGAGCUGAGGAACGUGCCCUCGUCCGGGAUUCUACCGCAGCAUUUGCCGAUUGGGUGACGAUGCUUUUCCGCCGCGUCUUCGCGCUAUACGAGAAUCUGCCUGAAGAAGGUGGGCGACGCAACACCACCGGCGGAAAGCAGGAAGAGAGCGUGCUGAAGGCAAUCAAAUCGACACUGGACGUUGUGUGCUUGCAUUUAUCCGAUCAAAUGUUCGACUUGGUGCUCAAGGUGGUGUACGAUUACGCCACGAACAACGCCAAAGCGAACUCGGUGCGAGCUUUUGGGCAGCUCGUGGCUUGCCUGUCGCGCGUGCACCCGACGAAGACCAUCGACAAGUUCCUGCCAUAUUGUGUGGCGCAAAUCAAGGAUGAAUUGAAGCACGGCGCCAGUAGCGUAAGGACCACAAGUACGAACGUUGCGUUGCCUAGCGACACGACACUACAUUGGAAUCUAUCCCUACUUAGAGGUUGUCUUGGCUACGGAGGUGUCUCGUUGCUUAAACAUAAGGCUGCUAUCCUCGAGGUGAUGCGUUUGUUGGUAGAGAAAACGAAGAACGAACGUGGAUACUCAAGCACCGGUCGCUUGAUUACCAGAGUAUUGCAUACUCUAGCCGGUGUCUACCCGCUCAACAGCCGUUUCGUCAACACCGAUGAAUGGGAUGAUCCGGUCUUCAAUAAGGACCACAAUACCCAAUGGGGGAAAUUAUACACGCCACAAGACGUCAAGAUCGAGUGGCAUGUUCCACAAACCGAAGAAAUCGAGUUCAUCUUAGAAAUUCUGGACAAUAUCGCCGCGCCCGCAUUGGAUAAUGUGGUGGCUCUGCUUGGCACGGCAACCUGGGAUAGCGACGCUCGCAACGAGUUUUGUCGCUACCUACAAGCAUGCAAGGCGAUAUGGGGUGGACUACCGACUCUUUGCAAGGACCUUCCGAAAACCGUUGUCAACCCGUGUAUCAACGAGGACACGGAGCUUGAUGAAUUACUGGUCUCAUUCCUUGACGUCAAGGCCGGAUUCACACUCACCGACCCUUCCGACCCACGGUACCAGAAGGCGGCUGGUCAUCGUAGGCGCUUCGGAGAGAUUGUUCACAAAGCAGCAAUAUUCCUACAGCAAAAACACGAAGGGGAGGACCAUAUCGAUGCUGUCAUCGCGGUAGCCAAGGCAAUAGAUGUAUAUUUGUUGGAGUACGGCAUGACUCGAGGCACCUAUGAUUCCCUCCAGAAGAACUAUGGUCAAGCGAGAGAUCUGAACAGGGCGUGGCCUAGGCAGAAGGAGAACUCGCGUCUCGUGUUCAUCAAGCGCGCGCAGGUUUAUCACAGCGGACGUGUCUACAUGCAUGCGCUCUAUCGCCGGCGGUCCGAGCUCGAUGAUCAUCUCCUUCUUGAUCUUACAGAGCUCUCUCUGUCACCCUAUACUCGGGUGAGACGUCAAGCGCAGGCUAUCUGGCACAAUGUUUGCGGGUACUUUGUGCGAUCCACUCGAUUCGCGCUCCCUGCCCUGCUUGACGCACUGGCCAAAGGGACGGACCCGGAUCGCAUGAAAGGGGCGCUUUACGUGUUGUGGAACAAGGGAACCGCCACAUAUACGCUGGCGGACGAGAAUUUCCGAGGACAAUAUUUGAAGGCAAUUCUAGAGAGUCAACACCAGGAGAAACCGUCAAUUCAAAAACUCAUCAGCAGCAUUGCAUCGGACGUUACUCCCUACCUUUCGGAGGAAGCUGUCCACACCGAUGCCUUCAUGGAAGAUAUUUCCGCGGUCGAGGCAGCAAUUGAAUCAUUGCGAAGCGAGUUCAGCCCAGCACUGAUUAAUCAAGGUCUUCUCGAGGAGGCGUUGGCUAAGGCUCCUGUGCGCAGCCAAAGACGGAUUCGCAACUACGAUGAAGUCUUGUUUGCAGUCUUGGACAUCGCCUCUAGGCCAACGACACAUUGGAGAUAUGUUCAAAUGGCUACGAGAAUUCUCAUAUACAUCAUCCGAAGGGACGCCGUGCCUGCUGCGCAAUUGGCUGCAUUCUUUGCUUCCAACUCAAUUAGUCCCCACCCCACUAUUCGAUCCUAUGCGCAACGUGGCCUCACCAAACUCGCCUGGUUCAUCAAGAUUCGGUCGUACGCCAAAUCCACAAAAGAGUUGUGGCUCGACACAUGGAGAAAUCCACUAUCUGUGCGGCUUCCAGUUCCGCCAGGCUUGAAUUUGCUCCAGGAGCUGGAAAAGCCGAUAUAUCUAGAUGGGCGAGAAGAAUUCUAUGUCGAUAAAUUGCCAACUGGGUUCCUAACAUGGACCACUGAUGUCAAGGCCUACAAGACGGUGACCGGAAGCGGAUCCGCGAUUACCUGGGAAUCCCUAUCGCAGCCUGCCCUACAGCGUAUCAGGGAGCAGGUUCUAUCACCAGGAUACUGGGCAAAACUGGCAGAGCUAUGGUCACAGGAAUCAAACCGCACGGGUACCAUCGAACUCCGUUCCGAUCACGUUACAUUUGUGAAAUCCCUCGCAAAAAUGGUCGAAGAUGAACUGCUUCAAGCCGCAUUGCCUGUGAUAGAACCAUUGUUGACUGAUAGUGAUCGCUUCAAACAGCGUGCCGGCGCUGAAGUGCUGACUGGCCUCAUUCGUGGCUCGAAACAUUGGACAAAAAGUCGUCGCGAACGCCUUUGGGGAUGGACCUCGUCUCGCCUGGGUGGCAUUUUCAGCCAAAUUAAGCCUGAUACGCUGAGCUGCUGGGAAGGCGUCUUCAGCUUCAUACUGGAAGAUCGGGAUCCACGGCGGAAUAAGCCGCUACUUGAGUGGUUGUUGUCCUUGUCCCUAGACUUCCAAGGCGAUUCGGCCUUUCAGAUGAGCAAGACACUCUCCCUCUUCGGCAUUCUGGUCGAUUGCCUCGGCAUACGCUUUUUACCUAUGGCCGGAAAGUAUGUUGAUAUCCUGUUCGCGAAUACGGACACCGGGUAUGCAGAAAUGCGGGCGCAUAUUUCCCAGAAUCUGUACAUAAUUGGCACCUAUCUGUGGCGACCAUCCUACCCAUCGACGCGAGCUCUUCUCGAUGCCUGCAGCGCAACACCCGACCCGCUGAAGUUCAGGGAAGCCAAAUUCAUGCCGCACUUAAGUCAUAUUAUGCAGCAAUUGCCGAAAUGGCGAGAGGAGCGCUUGCCACCUCCGCGGGUGAACCAAUCUCAGUACGACAAAGUUGGUCUAACAUUAUUGCAAUGGCUAUGGGUGUCCUCCCAUGGGCCUCAGGCACCACUCGUGUUCCCUUACUCUAUCGCUCUACUCCCCGAGAUUUUGCGAAUGUCGGAACUCAACGACAGCUCGGAGUUACAACUGUACAGUGCCGCGGUCCUAUACGUUCUUUCCGCGGUCACUCCGCCUCCAGAAUACACCGGCAUCAUCAUGGAGCACUUUGUGAAUGCGAUCAAAUCGUCGGAGGCAUGGCGGAUACGCCUGAAUGCUUUGCCGACCCUGGUGGUGUUCCUGUUUCGCAACUUGCUCGGCAUUCCUGAUGACCAAUUGACGAGCGUAACGGACGCUCUGUUGGACUGCCUUGCGGACGAGAACGUCGAAGUUCGAGAGAUGGCGUCGAAAGCCGUAUCCGGCGUUGUUCGAUGUUCUCAGAGGCACCGGAUUGUACCCCUCAAAAAUCGCUUCGUUUUGCUCGCGCAGAGUGCUCGCUUGCCACGGAGGCAGGAUCCUACAUAUGCCGGGAAACUACGGUCCCUACACUCGGCAAUCUUAGGGCUCUGCGCUCUAAUCGAGAGUUUCCCAUAUUCUGUGGAGCCAUGGAUGCCUCCGCUCACUGAUGUGCUUGCUGCUCAUGCUACGGACCCACCUCCGAUAUCCACCACAAUCCGCAAAUGCGCAUCGGAAUUCAAGAAGACGCAUCAGGAUACUUGGCACAAAGAUCAGCAAGCCUUCAACGAAGAGCAAUUACAGAACCUAUCCACAAUGCUGGUCGGGACGUCGUACUAUGCAUAACACGACUUAUCCCCGUCUCUUAUCGUGUAUAUACAUGCUGUCACAAUACGGACAAUCAUUAUCAUUCCC
Punctularia strigosozonata HHB-11173 SS5 is the source of this 5931-nucleotide messenger RNA. RefSeq lists its product as uncharacterized. Gene Ontology annotation, cellular component: nucleus; cytosol. Gene Ontology annotation, biological process: proteasomal ubiquitin-independent protein catabolic process. The record is from RefSeq and is a predicted model, not a curated record. The coding region runs from base 1 to 5862 and encodes 1953 amino acids. Gene Ontology annotation, molecular function: peptidase activator activity; proteasome binding. Lineage: Eukaryota; Fungi; Basidiomycota; Agaricomycetes; Corticiales; Punctulariaceae. The transcript is spliced from 37 exons.